Messenger RNA from Callithrix jacchus (white-tufted-ear marmoset), 10486 nucleotides. RefSeq names its product MLX interacting protein (gene MLXIP). Lineage: Eukaryota; Metazoa; Chordata; Mammalia; Primates; Cebidae. The record is from RefSeq and is a predicted model, not a curated record. Gene Ontology annotation, cellular component: nucleus. Gene Ontology annotation, molecular function: DNA-binding transcription factor activity, RNA polymerase II-specific; protein dimerization activity; RNA polymerase II cis-regulatory region sequence-specific DNA binding. Gene Ontology annotation, biological process: regulation of transcription by RNA polymerase II.
GGACCUUUUGUCCUCUCCCUUUGUAACCAUUGCAGCUCCCCUGAAGCUGGCUUCUCAGCAUUCUAGGGGAAUCGUUUCUUAUUUCACUACUUUUUUUGUUUGUUUGUUUAAAGACAGAGUCUCGCUCUGUUGCCCAGGCUGGAGUGCAGUUGUGCAAUCCCAGUGAACUGCAACCUCUGCCUUCCGGGUUCAAGUGAUCCUCCUACCUUAGCCUCCUGAGUAGCUGGGACUACAGGCUAUUCAGUCCCAGUAGUCCCACUACUCAGUGCACCACCAUGCCUGGCUAAUUUUUAUAUUUUUAGUAGAGACAGGGUUUCACCAUGUUGACCAGGCUAGUCUCAAACUUCUCACCUCAGGUGAUCCACCCACCUUGGCCUCCCAAAGUGCUGGGAUUACAGGCAUGAGCCACCACACCUGGCCUUCACUACUGUUUAUUUCCAUAGAUUCAUAGAACUGAAAGAGAUGCAGCAGCAUCAGCGGCACUAGCUACUGGGUGCAGGACUCCAGCUGGGCCUGUGCCCCUCCUCGGAGAGCACUGACAGGUGUUCACCCAUCACCAACACUCCUCUUUGUGUUCUCUAUCUCUCACCCUCUCCCAGGUUGUCCACUCUCUAGCCUGACUAAGAGGCACUUGAUAAGGGUCACUGCUGUGAAGUGUGUCUGAGAGCUGAUGCUGCAGGCAGUCAUCGGGCCCUCGGUGGCCUUUCCUUGCUGCGGGAGCUGGGGGUGCAGGUGAUGGGACAGCUGUGAAACCCCCAGCUGCUAUUCCUGUGGAAGGGCUAAUAAAGAAAGACACUUAUUUCUGCCUGUGCCAUAGCUGCUGGUGGGAUGCAUUUGCAUUUUCCUCGAUGUACCUAAUCUCACAGCUCUGGUGCUCUCCAGCUUCCCAGCACCUUUGCUCAUCACCCUCUCUGCCAUCCCCCACAGUAGUACCUCCUCUUCCCCUCCAGAGUUACAGAGACUUUAAUCAUGCCUUCUCACAGCACAUGGAGUCAGAGAGCCCUGAACGUCUUGGGAAGCAUCAGCGGAAUGCAUAAAUUCUUUUUACUGAGAACCUCCUGUGUUCUAGAUAGAAUACUCAGUCUGCUCUAAAUACCUGGCUUCAUUUCCUUCUUACCACAGCUCUAUGAAGCAGGUUUCUUUUUUUUCUCAAAGAAAGUGAAGUUCUGAAAGGCUGUAGAGCUGGCAGGGGUGACACUGGCUGCCUUCUCCCAGCUCUCCUGUAGCCAGUGGUGAUGGGGUGGUUAGAGAAGUAUCUUUCCGAGUUGGCCCUGAUUGGAAGGUGUGGGGUUUGGGGGGACACUGCCCUCUCUCGGCUCUCCCCUGGCCAGCGGUGACUGGGUGGUGAUAAAAGCAUCUUUCCAAGUUGGCCCUGAUUGGAAAGUGUGCCAUGUGUCUCCUGGGAAGGGCAGCCUGGUCUGUGAUGCUGCUGAUGGAGAAAAUGAAUUUUUAUGACAUUAAGAAAGAAUCAGAUUUCCUCAGUAAAAUCCGGGAUAAUAUCUGAUUCCUUCAGAUAUUAUCAUUCCUCCUUAGGAAAAGGUCGCAGGCGCUUGCACAUAAUGAGUCAUAUUACAGUAAAAAAUCAACAUAAGUAGUUGGCUUCGAGUUUUGUUCAUAAUUCCUCUCUCCCUUCUUGACUCCUCCCCACCUCUAAAUGCGUACUGGUCCCCAAAAUCUACAGGAAGAAGAAGACACAAAAUCUCCUUCGAAUUUGGGUCACACCCUUUCAUUAGUCUGUGAUCACUGCGGGGCCGGUGUUUUGAUUUCAUUUGUGAGUGUGGAGGGAACCUAUAGUACAUCAGGGACUUUGAGAAGUAUCACUCUCUGGGCAGACUUCUUUUCCCUGCUCUGUAGUUUUUCUUAAAUUGCCUGUGCCUUACAAAUUCUCAUUUCAUUUUAGUCUAUUCUUCCAGGAGGCCUUGAAAUAGGGGUAAAUGAAAGAGAGACAUUAAUUACUUUGACCUUGACUUUUAGUGACUAAACGGGUGCUCACCCUCACAUGAAACUCUAAAAAAUAUACUUUCUGUUUUAGGUGGCACAAUCUCAGCUCACUGCAACGUCUGCCUCCUGGGCUUAAAUGAUCCUCCUGCCUCAGCCUCCCGAGUAGCUGGGAUCACAGGCAGCCACCAGCUAAUUUUUGUAUUUUUAGUAGAGAUGGGGUUUCACCAUGUUGGCUAGGCUGAUCUUGAACAACUGAUCUGAAGUGAUCUGCCCACCUUGGCCUCCCAAAGUGCUGGGAUUACAGGUGUGAGCCACCACGCCUGGCUAAUUUGUAUUUUUAGUAGUGACGGGUUUUACCAUGUUGGCCAGGCUGGUCUCAAAUUCCUCUCCUGAAGCAAUCUGCACUAGGAUUAUAGGUGUGAGCCACCAUGCCUGGCCCAAAUUGUUGCUUUGGACAGGAAGGAAAGAAAUGUAGAUAUGUGAAAUGCUGACAAAGAUAUAAUUCAUUCAUAUGUCUCGGGACACAGACAGAAGGGCUGUUUGACCUCAGUUGGUUUGGCCAAGGAGAUUUGCAUUUCUGAAAUAUAAAAACUGUUUCUACAGCUUGCCUUCGAUUUAGUGGAUUAGGCUUCAACUCUUCUGCCCAUCCUAAACUCCUCUGCUACUUGGGAGGUUAAUAAGUUGACUAAAAAACACCCAUGGGAAGAGGAUGAAAAGGAGAGAUUUAGGAUGACAACUGAAUCUCAGUAGCAGAUGGGAGGGAAAUCAUCUUUAGCAGGCAAAGGGAAAACGAAUUUUAUUUUGGAAUUUCUAUUAUGUGAGGAGGGUAGUACAAAGUUGUUUGUAUGCUUUUUUUUUUUUUUUGAGACGGAGUUUCACUCUUGUUACCCAGGCUGGAGUGCAAUGGCGCGAUCUCGGCUCACCGCUACCUCCGCCUCCUGGGUUCAGGCAAUUCUCCUGCCUCAGCCUCCCAAGUAGCUGGGAUUACAGGCACACGCCACCAUGCCCAGUGGGAAGUUGGUGUCUCCAAAGUGGAAGAAUUUCAAGGGCCUGAAGCUCCAGUGGAGAGACAAGAUCCGGCUCAAUAAUGCCAUCUGGCGGGCCUGGUACAUGCAGUAUCUGGAGAAGCGCAAGAAUCCUGUGUGCCACUUUGUGACGCCCCUGGAUGGCUCUGUGGAUGUAGACGAGCACCGCCGGCCAGAGGCCAUCACCACAGAAGGGAAGUACUGGAAGAGCCGCAUCGAGAUUGUGAUCCGGGAGUAUCACAAGUGGAGAACCUACUUCAAGAAAAGGCUACAGCAGCACAAGGAUGAGGACCUCUCCAGCUUGGCCCAGGACUAUGACAUGCUGUACUGGCACAAGCACAGGGAUGGAUGGAAGACCCCUGUCCCCAUGGAGGAGGACCCCCUGCUGGACACAGACAUGCUCAUGUCAGAAUUCAGCGACACCCUCUUCUCCACGCUGUCUUCACACCAGCCAGUGGCCUGGCCCAAUCCCCGGGAAAUAGCACAUCUGGGAAAUGCAGACAUGAUCCAGCCAGGGCUGAUGCCUCUGCAGCCUAACCUGGACUUCAUGGACACCUUCGAGCCUUUCCAGGACCUCUUCUCUUCUAGCCGUUCCAUUUUUGGCUCCAUGCUACCUGCAUCUGCCUCAGCACCUGUACCAGAUCCCAACAACCCACCUGCACAGGAGAGCAUCCUGCCGACCACCACCCUCCCCACUGUGAGCCUUCCUGACAGCCUCAUUGAGCCCCAUGCUGCCCCAUCCCUGGAUCCUGUGGAUGGGCAGGGCUGUGAGCGCGCUUCCCGGACUGAGGACCCGUUUAUCCAGCCCACAGACUUCGGUCCCUCAGAGCCGCCUCUGAGUGUCCCGCAGCCCUUCCUGCCCGUCUUCACCAUGCCCCUGUUGUCCCCCAGCCCCGCCCCGCCACCUGUGUCCCCCAUGUUACCGAUAGUUCCUCCUCCAGCCACGGCCCUGAACCCUCCAGCUCCACCUGCCUUCCAGCAGCCACAGAAGUUUGUUGGAGUCAGCAAACCGCCGUCUGUCAUCACCCACACAGCCUCCGCCACCCUCACCCAUGAUGCCUCCGCCACCACCUUCAGCCAGAGUCAGGGCCUCAUCAUCACCACCCAUCACCCUGCCUCAUCAGUGAACCCCUGUGGCCUGACACUGUCUCCUGUCACCCGGCCUCCCCAGCCUCGGUUAACUUUUGUGCACCCCAAACCUGUAUCCUUGACGGGGGGAAGGCCUAAGCAGCCUCACAAAAUAGUGCCUGCUCCCAAACCAGAGCCGGUGUCCUUGGUGUUGAAGAACGCCUGCAUCGCCCCAGCUCCCUUUUCAGGCCAGCCACAAGCGGUGAUCAUGACAUCAGGGCCUCUGAAGAGAGAAGGGAUGUUGGCCUCCACGGUGUCCCAGUCCAACGUGGUCAUCGCACCUGCCGCCAUCGCCAGGGCUCCUGGGGUCCCGGAGUUCCACAGCAGCAUCCUGGUGACAGAUCUUGGCCACAGCACGAGCAACCCACCCACCCCCAUCUCCCGGCUCUUCCCAAGCACAGCACAAGACACCCUGGGGAAGGCCGAGCAGGUCCCACCUCAUGGGGGCAGCCCCCAGGUCACUGUCACAGGGCCCAGUCGGGACUGCCCAAACUCAGGGCAGGCCUCUCCGUGCGCAUCAGAGCAGAGCCCCAGCCCUCAGUCUCCCCAGAACAACUGCUCAGGGAAAUCUGACCCCAAAAACCUGGCUGCAUUAAAGCAGAACCGGCAGAUGAAACACAUCUCAGCUGAGCAGAAAAGGCGCUUCAACAUUAAGAUGGGCUUCGACACACUCAACAGCCUCAUCUCCAACAAUUCCAAGCUGACCAGCCAUGCCAUCACGCUGCAGAAGACCGUGGAGUACAUCACUAAGCUGCAGCAGGAGAGGGGCCAGAUGCAGGAGGAGGCCCGGCGGCUGCGGGAGGAGAUCGAGGAGCUCAAUGCCACUAUCAUCUCCUGCCAGCAGCUGCUCCCUGCCACGGGAGUCCCUGUCACCCGGCGCCAGUUCGAUCACAUGAGAGACAUGUUUGAUGAAUACGUGAAAAACCGGACCCUGCAGAAUUGGAAGUUCUGGAUUUUCAGCAUCAUCAUCAAGCCGCUGUUCGAGUCGUUCAAGGGCAUGGUGUCCACCAGCAGCCUGGAGGAGCUGCACCGCACGGCGCUGUCCUGGCUGGACCAGCACUGCUCCCUGCCCAUCCUCAGGCCGAUGGUGCUGAACACGCUGCGGCAGCUGAGCACCUCCACCUCCAUCCUCACAGACCCGGCACAGCUGCCAGAGCAGGCGUCUGAGGCUAUCACCAGGAUUGGCAAGAGACUGGGGGAGUCUUAGCUGCUUAGCUGGCAUGUGGCCAUGUGAGAUGCCAGGAGACCCUUCCCUGCCCAUGGAGAGGAGGCUGCGCCCCCCCACCCCCCAGCCCUUCCUGACGUUCAGCCUCGGUGCCUCCCACCAACUCUGCUGGCCCACCGCACUGUCGGGAGGCCUUGCUCAGGUCUGAAGCAGGUUCGGGGCCUGCUGACAGCAAUAGCCCACCUUUGGGACCCCCUUGCUGUGAACUCUCUUACUCAGUGACCUCAGUUACCAACCUCCACUGCCCUUGGGGCAGACAAAAGGGAAGUUGCUGGCCGUGCUGGUCUGCCCUCCUGGUGGCCUGCCAGGCCGAGUGCCGGUGAGUGGAACCCUUAGGUUGAGGGUGACAGGGCCUGCUCCUGUCCUGAGACCCAGCCUCGUCCCUUCUGCCAUGCCUGUCCACGCGCAUGCCUCUGAUGUCCUGCUCUACUCUCUGGCCUGCCCAUGGGGCAGUUAGAAGGUGUCUUUCUUUCUCCCCUCAACUCUGACAGCGCCCAGCCCUUGUGGAUGGACUUGGGCUUCUAUUCAGGCUUAUGCAUGGCAGGCUGCCGGGGGAAGUGCCUUCUUCAGAGACCCCCGAGGACACACAUUUGCAAAAACAAUGGAUGCGGGACACACAGGACCAGAAUGGAAGCAUACGAUGCACAGUGGCUGCUCUGGCUGGGAGGCCCUGCUGGGCAUGUUUCAUCUGUCCUCUUAGAGCUCCACAGGGCCUUCUUGGAUGUCACCUCACCACCGUGGCCCUUCUGCCCUUCUUCUCCACACACCUCCAGCUACAGCUGUGGACAGGUCAGGUGUGUCCAGUAGGAGCUUAGAACCCUGAAGUUCUAGCAUCCAAAAGAUCAGACUCCACCUCCUGCUGUCAGCCUUGUCAUCUUGUCUGAUAUCGUUCAGCGGGGAGCCCCAAACCAAGACAGUUGUCGGACCAAAGAUGCCCCACACUCGAAAGUCUGUCCUGUCUUGUGUUUGGAGAAGGAAACAAUGUUGGCGGGCAGCAGUCUGCGGUCAUCAGCCCUCAGCUGUCUCUAGGCAUCUCUCAGAUCAGACAGCAAAGAAUCUACGCAGAUCUGGGCUGGGUGGAGGCAUGGCUGGGCUAAGGGCCAUUCUGAGUCCAUAGCCACAGGCUGGCUCAGCCUCAAUCCUCGCCUUUCUCUGGUUACCUCUGCAAGGGCAGGCACUCUCUCUAGCACUCAGGAAGCCCAGCCAAGAGUAACUCCUCGAAGAACGUGCUUUAAAGCCCUGCUGAGGAGUUCUGAGCUGCCAGCAGGCUUUCCAGGCGACCUCUGCCCUCCCUGCCUGCAGGGCCUGGGGAAGGCUUUGAGGGAGCCUGGGAGCCAUGUGAAGAGGGGCACCCCUGGGCUGCCCCCAAAGUUUAGAUCCAGUUGGAGGCUCUCCCUGGCUCCUGCAGGCCUGCGGGGGUUCUCCCUCCACUGUAGGCCACCGGCCAGCUGCCUGCCCCCUUGUGUUUCAGCCCCACACAAGAGCAGCUUGGUGACACCACUAAGCCACCCAGAGUGCGUGUUUAAAGGCUUUCCAGAUCACACUCCCAUGGGGUGAACGUAAGAUGAGGCCAGGCUGGUCCUUGGAAUUUCCCCUGGGAAAUGCUAAUAGACUCCAUCCUUUACCUAGGGAUAAGCAGGACAGCAUCAUCCCAAAGGCAGAGACCACCAUGAUAGGAAUUCCACCAAGGCCAGAAGGGAAAAAGGAAGAACCCAACGUGGCCAGCUGUGCAGGCCCUGGGGAGGGUGGUGAGUGCAGCCCCUCUCCACUUCGUGCCUUUGUAAAACGUGUAGAUAAUGCGGUGGUUGGCUGAGCCAAGAACUCUUCCUAAAUCAGUGGCUUUCUCCCCACGCCUUGCUGGGGAUUCAUUUUUUAAAACUCCAUGGGAUAUAAAAUUGGCCUCCUGCUGCUUCGGCCUACCUCUCCCUCUGCUGACUUAAUGUGAUUCUGUUCCUUCAGAUAUUUAAGGCUGUUAGGUUGUGUGAGCCUUGAAGGGGGUGUGUGUGUGUGUGUGUGUCCAUCCAUCCAUCCGUCCAUCCUAGCGACUGUCUAGUAGAUGCUAGGAGACAUUUCUGUAACUCAUUCUUUUGGUGCUCACGAUUGCCAUGGCCAUAGGGCCACAGUGCCAUAUCUCUGCCGCAGACAUGAUUGUUGCUUAUUCUAGAGGUUUUCUUGUUUUGGAAUCUUGCCUGAUGAAUCCAGCCAGACCAAGGACCCUAGAUUUGACCUCUGUCCUGGGCUCCUGGGCCAGGCACAGGGACAUCUGAGGCCACUCUGCUGGCCGCCUCCAGUGGAUGCUGACCGCAGAGUGGGCUUUGUUUACACUCACUUCACCCUGACUCUUGUCCCCACUUCCGUAAAAGAAACUUCACAAUGCUGACGCUUUAGAGAGAAAGAAAAUCAACCUGGGCCCUGCAUGGUGGCUCCUGCCUGUGAUCCCAGCACUUUGUGAGACUGAGGCUGGAGGAUGACUUGAGCUCAGGAGUUGGAGACUUAGCCCUGGCAACACGAGACCCUGUCUCUACAAAAAAACAAAACAAAAAACAUUUAGCCGGAUGUGGCAGUGAGCACCUGUGGUCCCAGCUACUUGGGGGGCUGAGGCUGGAGGAUUGCUUGGGCCUAGAAGUUGCAGUGAGCUAUGAACAUGCCACACUGCAUUCUAGCGUGGGCGACAGAGUAAAACCCUGCCUUUAAAAAUACAGGCCAGGUGGGUGGCUCAUGCCUGUAAUUCCAGCACUUUGGGAGGCCGAGGCAGGUGGAUCACCUGAAGUCAGUUCACAACCAGCCUGACCAACAUGGUGAAACCCUGUCUCUAUUAAAAAUACAAAAAAACUAGUUGGGCUUGGUGGUGCACUCCUGUAAUCCAGGUACUCAGGAGACAAGAGAAUCGCCUGAACCUGGGAGGCAGAUGUUGCAGUGAGCCGAGAUUGUACCACUGCACUCAAGCCUGGGAAAUAGAGCGCGAACCCCUGUCUCAAAAAAAAGAAAAUACAAAGUCCAAAAAGAACAGCCAGAAGAACUGCCGGUGUACAAGUCCUCGUGCCAGUUUCUGGGAAAUCCCCGUGCGCCGCACCUACUGCUUUCUGUGGUGGUAGGAGACCCCAGGGCAGGGCAGGCGCCACCGAGGGCCUUUCUGGGAGUCAGCCAUCAGGCCAUGCAGCAGCUGACACCCCGAGCGGGCUGGCUUCCUUCAGCAGGAAGCAGUGGCAGCUCUGGCUGUUGGUGCUGAUGACAGCAUUGGGUCUGGUGGAGGGGAAGGGGCUGGAAAGCCGCAGACCCCCUGGUGCUGUGCAUGGUCCUGGAGCUGUCAGCCAGCCCUCCCAUUUCCCACCCGUAGGCCCUGACUACACUCCCUUUUCUAGAAGUCAGUCCUAAGGUUUGUCUGCUGGCUAGGAGGAUGUAAAUUUGGAUUCUUAGAGGGCACGGCACCCAAAAUCCCAGGGUGGUGCCAGACCCCUAGUCCCUGCCCAGAUAAAGUAGCACGGUGGCAUGCAGCACUACUGUCUGUUGCUGGAGGGGGGUCUCAAACACCCACACCAUCUCCGUGCACAACUGUGACUGGCCCCGCCAGCAGCUGGGGCGCAGGUAAUGCUCUCAGAGGUGGGAGCUACAGCCAGGAGCUGGUGAGGUCUUGGUAUCAUCUGGACAAGACUUUAUACUCUCAGAACUUGUGGAGUGGAGCUGGGCCUGCCCCGGGCCAGUGGACCCCUGUAUGUGGGGGGAUUGGGGUGCUGUGGGCCUGGCCCUGCGCUGGCAGACCUUGCUUUGGCCCAGCUUUUUUUUACCCUGGCUCUGACGGCAGGCUUGAAGCACCCCUGUUCACCCUCAGCUGUCCCUUUCCCUUGUCUGGCCCCUGCCUGGUCCAUCUGAGGCCUCCUAGCAGGCAGCCUGGGUAUGAGUUGAGCCUGUUUUCCCUUUGGUGGGAAAGUGGCCUUUUACCUCUAUACCUGCUCCCCAGCGUUUCCUUAGGGAGGAGGGAGAGGGCUGGGCAGCAGUGAUCCAGGCAGGCAGCAUGUGCAGUGGUGCCAGGGUGCCAAAGUAGUCUGGCAUGGGGAUGUGGCAUGUGUCUCCGGGCCCUUGACAUCUCUACUUUAGAGGAUUUUACCACGUCUGCACACCUGUCGGGGGAGAGGGGACAGCAAGGAAGGAGGCUGAAGAGUUUUGAGGCUCAGCACCAUGUUUGUGGCAUUCGGUGGGUGCCAUGGCCUUGGGCGGCUGGACAGGUUUUCGUGAUGUGAGGGACACACACGGGGCAGGUGGGAAGCUUGGCAGAGGCUCCAGGAAUACUGAGGAAGUGCUUUAGGACCACCCCCACCUCCAUGCCUCUACCAGGGCCAGCCCCCUCUGCCCCCACCACCACAUGGGACUCUGCUUGUCGGGGUUCACAAAAACCGUUAAGAAAAGGGAACUCUUAACAUUGAAUGUUGACUGUGUGUGUGUGCAUGUGUGUGUGCAUGGGAGGGCCCUUGCACAAGCUGGCGUUGCGUGUUUACUUCAUGGAAUUUUGUGUGAAAUCCUCUUCAAUCGUGUAGCAGAAUUCACCUCCUUGUCCCAGUCACACUGUUGGUUCUGUGCUCUGAACCUGGGUGUAGCUCAUUUGAACGCACCUCUUCUGCGUUUCCUAACAGGUAUUUGGUGGUCUCAAGAGUUGAGAUUGUGGAGGGUUGGGAGAAACUGAAGUUCUGUACAUUUCUAUAGAGUUUACAUCCUGCAGUUAAAAAGGCAGGAAGGGCUCAGCCAGGGCCCUGCAGCUCCAGGCCGUCCCCCACAGGCCUCCCAUAGUGCCCCUGCUUCUCUAGCUGAAUCUUUUCCCACAGCCCGGGAAAGGGGAGCGGGUUCACUUGCUGUUCUGUUCACAGCAGAAACACCAUGUUCUGGUCCUUUUUCACUUUCGGUUUCUUGUGUAAAUGGCGUUUUUUUCUUGUGUGAGCUUUGGUGAUCAUGGCCGGGUUCCUUUGAGGAGAUGAUGACACCUCGUGGACUGAAGAAGAAACCCAGAAAAGAGUCUGGUUUGGCCAGAGGCCCCCGGCCCACGCCACCUCGAGCACGCCCCUCUGACGCUCUGCUGUCGAGAAGCACGUUUCCACCAGCUGAAUUUAACACUACAAUGCAUUUUUAAAACUAUAUUUGCAUCCAAGACAAUAAAGAAACCUUAUUUUUUUGAAAA